Priapulus caudatus is the source of this 2163-nucleotide messenger RNA. Its product is annotated as integrator complex subunit 9-like. The record is from RefSeq and is a predicted model, not a curated record. The transcript has 17 exons. Lineage: Eukaryota; Metazoa; Priapulida; Priapulimorpha; Priapulimorphida; Priapulidae. Gene Ontology annotation, biological process: snRNA processing. Gene Ontology annotation, cellular component: integrator complex.
UUCAAUAUGUUUACAUUGAAAAUGUUUAGUAGUAUAGUAGUUUUAGUACUGUUACUGGUCAUUAGUGACAUAUCUAAUCUUAAUCCGUAGAUACGACUUAUUCUAUACAAGAAAUACCAUGAAAGUUUACUGCCUUAGUGGACAUCCAAAUCAGCCAUGUCUGGUAGUAAAGUUCAAGAGCACAACUAUCAUGUUGGAUUGUGCCCUAGGCCUUACAUCAGCUUUAAGCUUCUUGCCUCUUCCACUAGUUCACAGUGCACGGCUGGCAAAUCUGCCUAUGUGGAAGCCCAAGGACAGCUCACUAUCUGUGGAUGUGAAAACAGCCUGUCAGGAUCUGAAAGAAUGCGCUGGCGAACCAUUCAUUGACGCCAUGCCUGAAUUUGCGUGCCUGAGGCGUGGAACUGAGUUGCUGAAUCUUGAAGAGGUGGAUUGCAUUCUGAUUUCCAACUACAGAUACAUGCUAGCUCUACCAUUCAUCACUGAGUACUCGGGAUUCAAGGGCAUAGUGUAUGCCACUGAGCCAUCGCUGCAAACUGGAAGGCAAUUUAUGGAAGAACUAGUUCAUUACCUGGAGCGCCGACCAAAAGAACGGUUGUCAAACAAAUGGAAAAGUUCAGAUUUGCUCAGAUACGUGCCGCAGCAUUUCCGGGAAGCAAUUAAACAAAGCACUAGCUGGCGCCACUGUUACAGCAGGCAGGAUAUUCGCAGUAGCCUUGCUCGCGUGCAAAUGGUGAAUUUCGGCGAAAAACUGAGCUUAUUUGGCUGCGUGAAUCUGGCACCCGUUAGUUCGGGCUACUGCAUUGGGAGUUGCAACUGGGUUAUACAGUCUGCACACGAGAAGAUUGUCUAUCUAUCGAGUUCGUCCACCCUCACCACGCACCCCAAGCCGAUGGAACAGGCGCCGCUGCGUGACAGUGACGUCAUCAUUCUGACGGGACUCACGCAGACGCCGACGACAAACCCGGACAGCAUGAUCGGCGAGUUCUGUGUCAGUGCAGCUGUCACGCUGCAGAAUGGUGGCAACGUUCUCGUGCCGUGCAACUCAUCCGGUGUCGUCUACGACUUAUUCGAGUGCUUGUCUGCGCACCUGGACAACUCUGGACUGGGACAAAUCCCGUUCUACUUCAUCUCGCCCGUGGCUCGGGGGAGGGCAGCUCGCGCGAUGCGUACUCAAAAACAUAAGGUUUUCGAGUGGCUGUCACAUAGCAAGCAGAGCAAGGUCUACCUCCCUGAGGAACCGUUCCCUCACGCUCUGCUAGAAAAGAAAGGCAGACUCAAACGAUAUGCAAACGUACAUGACAUCGCUCACAGUGACUUCCGCAUGCCCUGCGUCGUCUUCGCCGGACAUCCGUCGCUGCGCUUCGGAGAUGCCGUGCAUUUCGUCGAGCUGUGGGGAAAGUCGGGCGGCAACACCAUCAUCUUCACAGAGCCAGAUUAUCUGCACCUUUGAGGCAUUGGCACUUAUCAACCCCUAGCUAUGAAAGCCGCCUAUUGUCCGAUCGACACCAGUCUGAGUUACGGACAGGCUAACAAGCUAAUAGCAGAGCUGAAGCCUCGUCACCUGCUACUAGCCGAUGCUUACACGCACCCUGUAGCCCGCAGGAACGACCUUCUCAUCGAAGCCGAAGCUUCUACAAUCACCUACACGAAAGGUCAGGUGGUGAAGACACCUCUGAGAAGGGAAUUUGAGUACAUGGAGAUCGACACAGAGUUGGCAUCCAAAUUAGAGCCGGUGGAGAUUAGGCCAGGCGUUGCCAUAGCAACGCUUACCGGUAACAUGUCCAUCAAGGACAACAAAAUUAUUUUGAAGCCACUCAGCGCGGACCCGCCACAGACGAAGAAGCGCCCCCUACAGACGAAACCCAGCAAGUACCUGUGGGGAGCCGUCGACGUGCCGCAGUUUGUGCAGGCGCUCGUGCGGCAGGGCAUUGCCGAUGUCAAGGUCACGGACAGCGGCGACGGACACAUCGUACACCUGCCGAACGAGGACACGCUGAUCCAGGUGGAGCAGAACUCGACGCACAUCUUCUGCGGCGGUGACGAGGAGUUUCGCCGCAAGCUGAAGGACGCGCUGCUGCGCUGUCUCUCAAAGUUCUGAAGGUCAAAGGUCAACCAGCGCCGACAACGACGUCACGCGACCCCCUCGCUAGACUCCCACCGGGG